This is a messenger RNA of Plasmopara halstedii, 390 nucleotides long. RefSeq lists its product as uncharacterized. The transcript is spliced from 2 exons. The coding region runs from base 1 to 390 and encodes 129 amino acids. The record is from RefSeq and is a predicted model, not a curated record. Lineage: Eukaryota; Oomycota; Peronosporomycetes; Peronosporales; Peronosporaceae.
AUGGCUAGAAACCCUUGGGGGCCGCAUCCAGUGCUGCUCCCAGCACCAUUUGAGAUCGUAUUCAAGGAGAAUGAUAAGAGAUGUUCCAUGUUGGCUUCACUCGGAGCUGCUCCAAAUUUUGAUGUUUAUUGGAUCACCACCGAGCUGCCGCAAUCGUGGUUUUGUAUUGACAUCAGGAAGAUGAGCAUUUGCUUUCAAAUGCUGGUGUCCGAACAUGACGGCCGAACGAGAGAUGAUACAAAUACUGCAUUGAAGCUGUUUGAAGGGUAUUUGAAAGAAUUAACGUAUAACGAAUUAAGGAAGAAUUUCGCGUUUGGAGAUCCUGUUCACGUCGUAUUCUUGCGUCCUAAGUUAACCUGUAGACUGCGUGACGAGUCUGAAAGAGUAUAA